Podospora pseudocomata is the source of this 1218-nucleotide messenger RNA. RefSeq lists its product as uncharacterized. The transcript has 2 exons. Bases 1 to 1218 code for a protein of 405 amino acids. NCBI's taxonomy places the organism in Eukaryota, Fungi, Ascomycota, Sordariomycetes, Sordariales, Podosporaceae. The record is from RefSeq and is a predicted model, not a curated record.
AUGGCAUCUCGACAUCUACACCAGCAUUACCAGCGUCGGGCCUCCAAGGCAAGGAGCCAGAAUCCCGGUGUCCUAAAGCCGGGGCAUCACUCGGUCACACGCGCUUUUGACUCCGAAUCCGCACCCCCGACAUGCUUUUCUUCCGAGGACCACCCUCCUGAGGCUAUCAGAGAUCACACCAAGCAUUAUUUUGGAUGCAUCAACAUCGCAGACCGUGCCAGUUACUUUCUUGACCCCGACAACAGCCCUAUCUGGCAGCAUGAGUUCCUCCUUGAGAAGGAGUAUCUGAAAUCGCUCCCCGAAAAUGAAAAGCGUUCAGACGAUGAGAUUACACGAGCCGCAAAAAAGCGUAGAGAUAAGACGAUCGAGAGCACCGCUGUCGCAAUUGAAGCUCAGUACAGAAGAACCGACAUCCUUCGACAGGCUGUCAAGGGAACAGUACCAAGCUCGCCCCCUGUAGCAGGCUCCAGCGGACCCUGCUUGCAGGAAUCAACGAACAUCACAAGAACCGACCACUUUGUGACUUGUGUUGAAGAAAGUGGGAAGAAUUGGAGGAGAUCAACGUCAUAUCUGGCCGGCUUGGAGAAGGUUCAAGCAUGGAAGCGCAAUAGACCAAUCGCCGAGAAUCCACCCAGUACAGCAGCACGGCUCCCUAAUGUUGACCCCGAAUCAAGACCAGAGCCCGGACGGGAAGAGGUCGGAAAGAUAGUGGAACGCAUUCGCAAAAGCACACCGGCAACCGAUUCCAAAUCAGCAGAGUACGAUCUCGAGCGAGAUGUAAACGCAUACCUCAUUCAGUACACACGCAAGAAAGCCGAGGACUGGACAUCUACAGCACUAAACGCAGUACCCACCACGGAUCCUCGCUCAAGGACACUAACGUCGUCACCAACACGGGAGACCUUUCACAACGGCACAACUAGCCCAGCACCGACUUUUUCACCAACACAGAGCUCGCAUGUUCAGUAUCUCGAACCUUACGAGGAGGAACUUCAAGAUCCAAGAUUCAAGGGUAGAUUUCCGGACCAGCGUCUAGCUAUGAACAUUGUUCUUGGUGCAGACGGAGAUUCGGAGUCAUCUCCCGCACCGGGGCCUAGUAUUCUUGGUAGGGAUGUUAUCAAGAUCGACGACCCCACAAGAAUACGAUAUUUCCAUCUGCCGUCCAACAACAUGCACUGGGUCGAGGUACAGUCUGCUUUCCCUUUUAUUGAUGAAUGA